GGCAGGAGUAGUGCGUCUGCGCAGGCUGAUACGAAUUGCACAACUCUGGGCUCAAGAUGCCAUUUUACCAGUUCAAUCACUUCACUGGACGAUUGAAAAAUUCCACUAAUCUCCAGCCACUUUAUCCAAUUUCACCAAACCCCCUGCAAUCAGAACCACCGAAGAUGAUCUGGGACAGCAUAAAAACACAAGUUGUCAAGGUAGACGUCCCAGCUAGAGGCGCUGCCUCUACUCCUGGUGGUGCUCCUCCUCCUCCUGGUGGUGCUCCAAGGAAAGGCACUGUGCCCCCCAGAUUGAUUGCUAAGAUGAAGAAAUUCCAGCAACCAGGCUGGAGAACCACCCCAGUAUACCUCAUGGGAGGAACCCCCGACAAAAUCAUGUUCGGUGCCACUGUCGCCCUCUUAGUGUAUGGACUCUAUGGUGUUGCCGAGUUUGUGGCCGAACACAUCAAUGAUAAAUAAAUAAAUUAUGAAUGAUGAAAUCACCCGGUAGAACUGUAAAAUAUCUUAAAAAAUUAGAAAUGUCAAACAUUCAUUCGUAAUAAACAAAUAAACGAUACCUUUUCUUCAUCCA
Molecule: messenger RNA, 573 nt
Organism: Diachasma alloeum
Lineage: Eukaryota; Metazoa; Arthropoda; Insecta; Hymenoptera; Braconidae
Exons: 3
Coding region: 57-461 (134 amino acids)
Biological process (GO): mitochondrial electron transport, cytochrome c to oxygen
Source: RefSeq, a predicted model, not a curated record